Messenger RNA from Pelobates fuscus (common spadefoot toad), 2963 nucleotides. Its product is annotated as homeobox protein six1. The record is from RefSeq and is a predicted model, not a curated record. The transcript has 2 exons. NCBI's taxonomy places the organism in Eukaryota, Metazoa, Chordata, Amphibia, Anura, Pelobatidae. Gene Ontology annotation, cellular component: transcription regulator complex; nucleus. Gene Ontology annotation, molecular function: RNA polymerase II cis-regulatory region sequence-specific DNA binding; DNA-binding transcription factor activity, RNA polymerase II-specific. Gene Ontology annotation, biological process: regulation of skeletal muscle cell proliferation; regulation of transcription by RNA polymerase II; skeletal muscle fiber development. The coding region runs from base 228 to 1082 and encodes 284 amino acids.
UGCCCCCAUAGGCACAACCAAUCAGUGCUCAGAGCAGACAGAAGCUUUAAGGAGACAUGUACUAGAACGUUUAACAAACUUAUUCGUGUUCCAAGCAGGACCUGCUGAUUCUCAUUUGGGGGAUUUCUCUGCAUACAGACCUGUGGAUGUACCUUUUGUGAGUGGAUUCUCCAGUGUAUGUUUGCAGCUGUUUUCUCUGCUGUUCUGUGGCUUUGUCACACUGAGCCAUGUCUAUGCUGCCUUCUUUUGGCUUCACGCAGGAGCAAGUAGCUUGUGUGUGUGAGGUUCUGCAGCAAGGGGGGAAUCUGGAGAGGCUGGGCAGAUUCUUAUGGUCCCUUCCAGCCUGUGACCACCUACACAAGAAUGAAAGUGUCCUGAAGGCUAAGGCUGUGGUUGCCUUCCACAGGGGGAACUUCAGAGAGCUGUACAAGAUUCUGGAAAGUCACCAAUUCUCACCCCAUAACCACCCCAAACUUCAGCAGCUGUGGCUCAAAGCCCAUUAUGUGGAGGCUGAAAAACUGAGGGGGAGACCUCUUGGGGCAGUUGGAAAAUACAGGGUGAGACGAAAAUUUCCCUUACCCAGGACAAUCUGGGAUGGUGAAGAAACCAGUUACUGUUUUAAGGAGAAGUCCAGAGGGGUGCUGAGAGAGUGGUAUGCCCACAACCCCUAUCCAUCACCUAGGGAGAAGAGGGAGCUGGCUGAGGCCACUGGACUUACCACCACACAGGUCAGCAACUGGUUCAAGAACCGGAGGCAAAGGGACAGGGCAGCAGAGGCCAAAGAAAGGGAAAACACUGAAAAUAAUAGCACAUCCAACAACAAACAAAAUCAACUCUCUCCAUUGGACGGUGGGAAAUCCCUGAUGUCCAGUUCAGAUGAAGAAUUUUCACCUCCUCAAAGUCCAGAUCACAGCUCAGUCCUUCUACUACAGGGGAGCCUGGGCCACCCUGGAGGGUCUACGUAUUCUUUAAACGCUCUAAAUGCUACCCAGGGCAGUCACAGCCUGCAAGCACAUCAACAUCAACUACAGGACUCCUUACUUGGACCUCUUACCUCCAGCCUAGUGGAUCUUGGAUCCUAAUUGGGAUCUGUACCAUCAGACAGAGACACUGAGCUGAGCCCCAGAGAAUCCAGACUCUUUGUACAUAGCAAGACAUUUAAUGCUCUGAAAACUCAGCUCAUUCACACGGUACUUAAUACGAGAACAGUGACUAUAUUAAUAUUAUUAUUAUUUUUAUUUUAUUUUUAUUUCUUUCCAUAAUUUUUCUUUUUUUUUCAAAUAUUCGUCCAAACCCGUCAAAUGCUCUUAUGAUCUCUUAGAACAAUCCUGCAAGUAAGCCAAGUACUGCGCAGGACAGAGGCACUAGUACACCCCCCUACCCCUCUCACCCCUUCUUUUAAAAAAUAAAUAAAAAUAAAUAACAUGCAUUUUGAUCAACUUUCCAUGCAAAAUAUAGGAUAUUCUAAACUGAAAGACAUUAUUGUGUUUUAUUUAUGGAAGAAUUUAUUUUCCUGUUCUUUAAAGAAAAGUGGUAAAAAAAAUAAUAAUUAAAAAAAAUAUAUCAAGGAGGAUAAAACUGUGAGGACUUCUAUACAAUUUCAAAAAAUUGGACGGGGCUAAGUUUACAUUAUUUUUUUCAUAUUUAGUGUAUAAAAACAUAGAAAAAAUAGUUUAUAAUAAAAAUGCAGUAUUAGAAAAUCAACAGAUAUUAGGAAUGAGUCUACUCUUGGCGCUAGAAACAACAACAAACAAAAAAUAAAAUAAACAACACGUUUAUUUUAAAAUAUUGUCCAAAAAUAAAUAGAUAUUAUAAAUAUUUACAUAAAUAGGGAUCCUGUGCUGGAAGUUGGAGGUAAAGGAGAUUCUGCACUCAGACAGGAGGGUAGUGGGUGCUUAGUGGACACAGAUAUAAAAAGAAUGCAAGUCAAAUUAAUUGUAGCCAAUUAUGAACAGGGGAAGAUGGUAAAAAUAAUUAAUGGGUCUUCCCUGUAGUUAAAAUUUAAUAGUAAUUCAAUUGAGAUGUUUAGCUACAAAGCCAUGUUAUUAUUAAUAUUCCCAUCAUUUAUAUAGCGCUAACAUAUGCCACAGCGUUUUGCCAUUAUAACAUGGGGAUAUUAUAACAACCAGUAAUUAACAGACAGAAUAUAACAGACACAAGAGGUGAAAGUAACUGUAUGUAUCAUUUAAUAAGCUCGGAUUGGAAAUAUAUUUAUAAAAAAUGUUCCUUCUCACUGUAGAAAGCGGUGACUUUAGCUUUCACAGUCUUGGUUGGAAUAGCGGGGGGAAAUGCGCUAAUGUUUGUUUUGCUACAGGUUUCUGCGCUGUAGUUAUGAUCUGGGAAAGUUUCUGCGCAGAAUUUGCGCACAGUGAAGAUUAUUGCGCAAAAGUUGCGCGCAGAGAGUAUUCUUGCGCAGGAUUUGCACACAGUGAAGAUUCUUGCGCAGAAGUUACGCUCAGCGCAGAUUGCUGCGCUAAAGAUACUUGCGCUAAGGAGGUUUGCGUCACCUUAGAAUAUGUAGAGAAGCGUCAAAUCAGGCGAUUACUGGGCAUCCCUCACCCAUCAAUAAAAAUAACACAACUUUCAUUUUCUUGUCGAUAGCAAUUGGAAACCAUUAAGGACAGCAGCCAGAAAGCGCUAGACAUUUAUUUUAACUUGUCAUUACUAACUCUGAGUCCUUCAAUCAUUUCAUAGUUAACCCUUUGAGUACCAGAGGAAACCCACAACUUUCUAAUCUGAAAAAAAGAAAAAUAUAGAAUUCCAGCCUGCAGUCUUUUUAAAAAAAAAUAAAAUUAAAAAUGGUGAAUAGUCUGCCACUCAUUUAAGUGAUCGAGUUCUUUUUCAUAGGGUACUAUUAUUUAUUAAUUUUAGCUUGUUUUCUAUGGUAAUGAGGGGGGUGAUUAUUUUUUUCUGUGUAACAGCAGUAAUCUGUGGUAUUUAUUAAAUGGACAGUAAUAUUAAAA